AAAGCCUCUUUUGCCACCACCCAUCACAUGCAUCCUCCUCUCUAUUUGUCUUUCUCCCUCUUCCAUCUCACAUAUUCAUUCCUUUACACAGUCAUAUACAUGUACUCAUCUUUUUUUAUGCAUGUGUAUAUAUAUUUAUUGAGUCUUGGUCAAAUUUUCAUAGAUUGAUGAACUGAUUCAGAGAGAAGGAGAGAGAUAAAGGAAAAACUUAGAGAGUGGUUUUUGUGAUUUGAUAUUCUUUUCAGCUGUUAAUUAAGAUUGAGAACAGAAUGAAAAUUUCUAAAUCUCUCCGGAAGGUUUUAAUUUCUAUACUCUUCUAUCUUUCUUCUGAUUCACCAUUUGUCAUCUGUUCAUCUCUUGAUGUCACCAUUGAUGACCAUUCACCAAGUAAUCUAAAGAAUAAAGGAUCCCUACAUGACAAGAUGAGUCAUCAAAUGAUAAAUAGCAUAAAGCUUCAUGGCAUUCUCUUAUGGGUUUCAAUGGGAUUUCUUAUGCCAAUGGGGAUUCUCUUCGUUAGAAUGGCCAAUAAAGCUAGUGAAAAUGGAAGAAAGCUUAAAGUGUUCUUCUAUCUUCAUGUCAUUUUCCAGAUAAUGGCAGUGGUUUUAGCAACAAUAGGAGCUAUAAUGUCCUUGAGAACAUUGGAGAACUCUUUCGACAACAACCAUCAAAGACUUGGCUUGGCUCUUUAUGCUGCCAUGUGGCUCCAAUUCCUGACUGGUGUAUUCAAGCCCUCUAGAGGGAGCAAAAAGAGGUUGAAAUGGUUCUUAUUACAUUGGAUUCUUGGAACAACAGUGUCACUAGCUGGCAUAAUAAACAUAUACACCGGCAUAAGAGCUUAUCAAACGAAGACAUCAUCAAGUAGAGACUCGAGCCUUUGGACAAUCUUGUUCUCAGCUCAAAUCUUUUGUCUUGUCUUCUUCUAUCUAUUUCAAGACAAAUGGGAACAUUUUCAAAAGCAAAGAGUUGCUCUUGAUGAAUUGGAUCAUCAUAAUAAUAACACAAAUGCAAGUAAUGACCAAAUCAUCCAAGUGGUAACAAGAAAUGACCAUCAAGAACCAAAGGUUAUGGCUCCUCAGCCUUGUCGCAAAAGUAAUGCACUUGUGAAUCUGUUUAAAUUGAUUUGACUGGUGUGAAAGGUCAAUUAUAUAAGGAUUUUGUUCUAUUUUUUUUUUUGGAAGUGAUCUAAAUAUUCUUCUUUUUUGGUUUUUUUUUUUUGGU
Molecule: messenger RNA, 1218 nt
Organism: Capsella rubella
Lineage: Eukaryota; Viridiplantae; Streptophyta; Magnoliopsida; Brassicales; Brassicaceae
Product: cytochrome b561 domain-containing protein At4g18260
Exons: 4
Coding region: 270-1124 (284 amino acids)
Molecular function (GO): transmembrane monodehydroascorbate reductase activity
Source: RefSeq, a predicted model, not a curated record